This is a messenger RNA of Rosa chinensis, 1654 nucleotides long. RefSeq lists its product as uncharacterized. The coding region runs from base 989 to 1348 and encodes 119 amino acids. Gene Ontology annotation, molecular function: transmembrane transporter activity. The transcript has 4 exons. Gene Ontology annotation, biological process: transmembrane transport. The record is from RefSeq and is a predicted model, not a curated record. Gene Ontology annotation, cellular component: membrane. NCBI's taxonomy places the organism in Eukaryota, Viridiplantae, Streptophyta, Magnoliopsida, Rosales, Rosaceae.
UAAUUACAUAUUAAUUGACAUGAGGAUUUGCUUAUUUAUAGAGUUUUAGAUAUAAUUACACGCAUAUAAAUUCGUAUAAUUAGAGAGUUUGAUGAGUGAUGAAUUGGGUUACUUAAUGAAAUAAUAGUUUCUGCUACUACUGCUGCUUUGUGUGGCCUAAGAGAAAGAGGACCUUCUGUUCUCUUGGGCCAGUUCUCUUUGGUAUGCUUUUUACAUUUUUCUACUCAUUAAGAUAAAAAGAUAUAGUCUUUGAUGUUUUUUGGUUUUAGUUUUGAUAACAAGCUUUUAUGCUUUCUAGGUUGUUUUGUAGUUUUCAGUUUGUCAUGCAAAUUUUCUUAGUAUAUUUCCUUGUGUUGCGUACUAUGCAGAGUACAAAAAAAACAAAAGACUAGAGGUCUAGUGAUUGGGAUGUGCAACGAUUUUGUUUCUUUUAUGCCACUGUACUAGAUAGUAGAUACUUAUGUGGAUUACAUUGAAAUAUGUUUUCUGAAAUAAAUUAAUUCCAUAAUGUUCUGAUUUGUUCCAUGUGGAGAAAGGUGAGGUGGGUUUUGAACAAUAGAGCAAUGAUCAUAAUCAGAGUAAUCAGAGAGAUGUUCAUAUAUCAAUGUUGCAGAGGCUUAAUCCUACAAACCCUUUGAGAAUUGCUGUCAAUGCUAAGACCAUAAGUGCUGCUCCUCCUCCUCCUUAUCGGUUCCAACUGGCCCAAAAUGUCAGAGUUGGUACUACUCCACCUUCAUCUCUAUCUGAAUUCUCUCAGUCUCACACAACUCCUCCUCAGCAUUCUCAGCCUCGCACUAUUCCAACCCCUCAGGCAGCAAUUACAACACUGAACUCAAGAGCCUACACCAACAAGAUAUCUUUGUUCCUUUUCAUUGUGCACAUGGUGGCUGCUAUUGGGCUAGUUGGUUUUCUGAUACUUAGCUGAAGUAAUGAGGAAUGUAGCUAAUAUAACUGUGAGUAGGGUGAUUCUCUAUAUUAUCUCAGAGGAAUGCAGUCCAAUACUCAGUUUUGUUUCCAGAGAGCCUGGAGUAAAAGUCUUGGAAGUGCUUGUUUUGGAUCUUUGUUUGUGCUAUCAAUUGAAGCACUGAGAAUUGUUGCUCAGGCUUUAAAUCAACUUGAGGGCGAGGAUGGGUUUAUGUUGUCUUCUGCGCAUUGCUUUCUCAAUGUCAUGCAGUGCAUCUUUCGAUAUGGCGAUGGCUGGGCCUUUGUUCAGAUAUAUAUUCCAACAAAUCCUUCUGGUGCUGAAACACUACCACCAGGAAUUGUUGUUCCACAAACUGAUUUGUAUAUGCACAGAUUAUGGGGUAAACCCAGUGAGGUUCUAAAAACCAGCCAAAGUACUUGGUAACAUUUACCGUUAGUAUUAAUCAGAAGAAAAAUAUUGAUGCAGCAGUUAAAAUUAACAAUUAACAAAAACACCAAAGAAAUAGAACAGUGAAUAGAGAGUUUGUUGAGGGAGCAGGACAAGAUCUUUUUUCAGAGAGCUUGCAAUCCAUGAACCAGCAAGAUGCUUAAGGAAACAAGCUACUUAAAGAUGUUGGGUUAUGAACCUGGAUGUAUAUUGCUAGGAGAGUACUAUUUGAUGUAUUCCUUUUGUGGAUAAAAGAUUACAUUUGCACAAUCUAUUUUGGUGCAUGAUGUGGAUUAUAACAAU